Porites evermanni is the source of this 7507-nucleotide messenger RNA. The record is from the annotation of a GenBank genome assembly. Lineage: Eukaryota; Metazoa; Cnidaria; Anthozoa; Scleractinia; Poritidae.
CUCUAAUUUCCGUGCGGUUUGUUUGCAGAUAUUUUUUUAUCUAAUAGACCAGAAAGUGAGUGUAUUUUACUAGAUUAAGUAAUCUAAGUGUUAACUUAAAGAAAAUGUUCAAUUGAAAAAAAUAUUUCUGAGGAGUCGAGAGAGCAAAUUGAAGUCGUCAUACGCAAGUCUGCUCUGAUUCAAGAUGGCCGUCACAAGCAACUCGAAGGAGGGAACAGCGCUCGGGUUUUCUCUGCAUCUUCGAGCCGAAGAGGCGAUAGCUAAGUUCGAGAAAGAAAUCAAGGAUGACUUUAACUACCUACAUGAGAUAUUAUCUGAAGCAAAACAACAUUUUGGCCGGUAAGACUUUAAAUAGCCACUAAGAGCUUAAUCUGAAGCUUGACUUAUUUUCGUGAACUACAUAUAAUAAUAUAAUCGAUAUCAUUGUUGUUUGGAAUUAGUUACUUUUUCCAGCUGAGAUGAAUCUACUGGCUGUAUGGGUAUUCCUAUUUAAGGUCUUAUAUUAUGUACAAGUUUGAGAGCCAUGUCUUAAGUAAGUAAGUAAGUAAUUUUAUUUAACCACAUAUCGCAUAUGAGCGAUAGCUCGUUUAAAUGCAAAUGUGAGUUUAGGAACAUCACAAGGCUUGCUUUGUGAAUAAGCAUGCUUAGCUUUGUUUCUGCGAGGUUUUUAGCAUGCAGCUAGUUUAUAAAUCUGGGUAGAGCGAGAGGGAAAGGUGUGCCUAAUUAAAAUUACCGUGAUUAAGUACAGAAUGCCAUACAUCGCUACUUUUUUCACAUUAUAACUCUCAAACUUGAAGUAAAUUACAUGUACCGGUGUUAGUACUGUGUCAACAUAGCCAUAUAAUAUAUAUAUAUACCCAGUUGUUCUUGUAGUUGUCAGACAUUUUGUGUUUUCCUUAGGCGUGACAGCAACAUUCUUCUUCCCAAAACACCCUCAAUGAAAAGAAAACGUCAGGAGAGUGAUGAAGAACAAAGUAGCGAUGACAGUUUGUUCAAAGUGACAAGAGAAAUGAAGGCCCCUAAAACACAAGGUUAUGCGUCACCACUGACAGUAAUAGAUGAGGAUGAGCCUCUGGAUUGUAGCAGUGUUACAGGAGAAGAUACCAAACAAGUUAGUGACAAGGGACAAACACGAGCUACAAGGGCAGGGACUCAGGCUAAACGACAGCAGCCAAAGCGUGGAUCACGGAAAAAGAUGCCAGUGGUAAAUGAGGAACAGACAGAUUCAUCCUCGAUGGAUGAAAAGCCAAGAAGAAUCACUCGAAAUGCAAGGAAGAAAAUAGAAGAAAAUGAAGCUUUAUCCUCCAAUGAAGAGAAUAAGAUACCCAAACGAUCCACGAGAAAUACCAGGAAAAAACUCAAGGAUGCUGCAGAGAUUCCAUCUAUAGAAGAACAACCACCGCAACCUGUGAUGGAGGACAGCACUUCAAGUGCAACUAAAAAUUUAAAGGAAUCUGGAGAAGUUAUGCCUGAAGUUAUUUUGAAACAGGAACCUGUGUCACCUGUCAAAGAAACACAGCCACUAAGAAGAAGUACAAGAAACUCAAAUUCAGGCCAAGAAGGUGCAAAAGAACUUACUGUCCCAGUACCUGAGACUCCAGAUCUACCUGCUGAUGCAGGAAAAUCUCCUCCUGCAUCAGCCAAGACCUGCAAAGCAACUCUCCAUUUAGUGCUACAAUCACCAGGAUUUAAUUUUGGAAAUGCAGCAAACCCUGUAGUCACUUCAAGUCCUUGUGUUGAGCAAGCUCAUCAUACUGGUGAUGUUACAGUUGAUGAUAUCCUGCAAUCUGAAACGAAAGAUACAACAGACGGUAAUGAUGUUGUGACUGAGUCUUCACUGUUCCCUAAUACACCCCAGCAGUCAAUAGACAUUUGCAAAAAUGAAAUACUCAAGUCUGAAAAUAAGAGAGACCCUGGUUUUACUGGGAAGAAAAAUCAUAUUGAGAGUGUAAUCGACCAUGAACAAAACUUGGAUGCAACAGAGAAGAUUGUCACUGAAACAAGACAAAAAGAUGAUGUCAACAAGACAUACGAAACUGGAAUGAAGUCUGGAAGAAGAAGUACACAAAGAAACAGUGGAUGGCGGCGGAAGAGCAAGCGCUCCAGUCUCUGUAUGUCUCCAGGAGACAGACAGCAAGCAGUCAAGAAGAGCAAGGCAAAAGCACCAGGAAAGAGGAGUCUUGUCAAAAGCUCUGUUAAGCUUAAGCUGACACAAUCAAAGCUUAUGCCAGAGUUGAAUUUGAAUGGUUCUGUUCAAAGCAGUGCUGAAGGACCAUCAGAGCCUGCUCUGGAAGGUGUUAGAGUGAGGCUGUUUGAUAAUUUGACGAGUGAGAGUAGUACCUCCAGUGGAAGUUCAGCUGGAUCUCCUAGUAGUUGUAGUAGUGCUGAGGACAAGGCUGAUGCUCCGAUGGAAAAGCUGGUGGAAGAACCUGACGAUGGUGAUGUUGCAGAAGUGUUUCAUGACUGUAGAGCAACUGAGAUUCAUGAUGAUGAUGAAGCUAAGAGUGAACAGAAUGCAAAGAAUGACAGGUACGCACUUUAGCUUAGUCAUGUCUGGUACAUGUAGCUUAGUCGUGUCUGGUAUAUGCUAGUGAAUUCUGUUCUUAACUUGCCUGAUGGGCAAGUGCUGGCUUUUGGGGAAAUUCAAAUUACAUACUAGGUACUUUAAGACAAAUUAAAAAUUCACAUCGACUGAAAGCCAUUUUUUAAACUGAUCUAACAAGUUUAAUCUGCAAAAACAAGUAUCACAUUACAUUUUAUGUAAGACUAGAUGUUGUGUGGCCCACGUAAUCUUCAGGUAAAAACUAUUUAAAAAAGGACACUUUAGGAGAGUGUUACAUAAUGGAGAGGAAGGGACUAGAACGAUAGAGAACAAAAAUGUACUUGUGAAGAGACUUAGAAAUUUCACAUUAAUAAGUUAGUAAGAGGAAAAGCUAAGGUAGCGUCAGGGGAUGGAAUCUAUUGCUGACCUGACCCACAAACAGCGAGAACUACAUGCAAGUUGGGUUUAAUUUUUCAUAUAGUGUCACCUAUUUUGUAUUCAUUUUUUGAUGUGUAUUUUUUUUAAUCUUCUGUGGUGUUCUGGUGUGGUCAUGUGUUGCAGUGUUCCUUGUUUUAGUACAUGCCCUGGUGGGGAGGUGAAUAGUAGUAGACAUAUAUACUGGACACAAAGCAUAAGAUGCAUAUCUAGCACUUUGCUGCAACCCAAAUUUUGUAACUACCGACAGUCAGGAGUGAAUGAGUGACAUUGAUUUUAUCCAUUGAAACAGUGAUAAGUCACCAGCUGUGGAGAACUUCACAUCACCGGUAGCAAGUCAUGAUACCAGUGGUAGUGAAGGCUCAGAAGCUGCAUCAGGAGGAAUGACUGACGAAUUCAAGACACCUCCACAAGAGAAACAAGAAGCUGUGAACAACCCCCCACAGAAGGUAAGGAGAUCUGUAUUCAUUUGCAUAGUGAUAUCAGGGCCAUCCUGAUAGCAGAGAAAGACUGCAUAAAAUCGAGUAAGAGAUAAGAGAUGGAGUAAGAGUGUGUGGAGAUAGUUUUGAACACAGGCUUUUGGUUAUGACCAUCAGUUUAUCAAUAAAUAGAUGCUUACACCAAAAAAAAAAUUUUGAGAAGAGAGAACAACCAUAAGUUUGAGCUGUGGCAACCUCAAAGGUUUGACGUGAUUCAGGCAGAGUCUCCUUUACUCCUCCUCACUUGAUAAGACAAAAGAAGGCUCUGUUCAAAAGGUGUAUCGGGGCAUAUUCAUUGUGAACUACAAGUCCUCUGGGACUAGUUGCACAGAACCUUAAAUCAAGGCUCAUUUAAAUGGUUCUAACAUUUUCCCAUGAUUCUUCUUUCAAGAACUGUGUGAUGAAUGUGGAAGCAAAAUAAAUGUUAAAAUAAAUUAGAAUUUAAUGGACCUUCAUAAACUUCAUCAACAAUAGAUGGGGUUAGGUGUGGGUGCCCUAAAGGAUGGUAAUGCCAAGCAAGCACAUAAGAGAUAAACAUAACGUAUCCAUGGCAACUAGCAAGCUGCAACUACCACCAGCACUGUCCCACUGCAUGGCCAAAUAAAUCAAUGAAAAUAAAACAUAGUACAGAGGGAGCGAGGGGCAGGGCAGAAAUCAGCAAAAGGUGACCUCAGGGGUUAUAUGUUUCUGGUUCAACUUAAAUAAAUAUUACAUUUAGCCACAUGACAAUAUUGCUAGCUGUUUAUUACUAAUAACUUAUAUUGCACAAAUAUCAAUAAAAAAAGUCCAAUCUCCGGUGUAAAAAUAAGAUGAUUGAUUCUAUGAAUGACAUCUUGUUUUUCUGUUGACACCAGGCCAAACCAAACAAUAUUGCCCUUGUGCAUUCAUUUAUUAGAAGAAACACUCCAAAGAAAGUAGAUCCAGAGGUUUGUAGCUAUUCUUUUCUUGUUUACUUAAGACAGGCAUGGUGUACCAGAGGCAUGGCUUGAAAAAAGUCCUGUCCAGUAGUGUGGGACAAGUAGAUUUUCUUCCCGGGGAAGAAACUUUUAAAGCUUACUUACCCAAUGGGUAAGAGUCCUGGAGAGUCAUCCUCUAACAAAAUCAUGAACUUAGGGCGCUUUCACAUGUCAGAAGUGACCGGCCAGACCAUUCUUAUCGCAACAAUGAUUUCCCUUUUAAUCAAAACUAUCCAGCCAGAUCAUUCAAAUUCUAAAUAGUAUGCACGAAGGAGAUGGUUUUUCAGAAAAAAACUCUUGGAAAAACCCUUUUUCAUUUUCAAACUGACUGGUCGGGCAAUGGUCUGGCCAGCCAUUUCUGAUAAAUGGAAAGUGCCCUUAGAUGAGCAAGGGGUGGCCCCGAGCAAGGAAAAUGUUAGAGCUGCUUGCCCAAAGUACAAGCUGGAAUUCAAGAUUUUUUCAGCCCUGCAGGGGACCUAAAAAUUUAAUAUCGUUGCAAAGUCAGUGGUAGAGUCUUUGUAAGGUAGUUCUAACUUUUGAGGCUGUGGACAAAAUCAUCAUAUGCUGCGACCAUUCAAAUGAAACCUCUUUCAUAGUUUGGUAGUAUUUUCACCUAGUAGUACAGUGGAAUCCUAUUAAUACGGUCACCAAUGGGUCAAGUAAUACUAGAGGAGCUUUAAGGGAAUCAUUUGCAGUCAACUGCAAGAAAAAUUCAAUCUACAGGAUAUAAUAGGAAUUAUAAUACUUGGAUUUCUAGUAGUUAUAAAGUAGUUCUUGCGUUCUAGAAGACGUUCACCAAAAUACAGCAACAGACGGAUUGGUAAUUACAGCGUUCAUAACUGCAUUCAUCCCCCCAAAGAACUAAAAACUUGGCUGGAGCUCCCCCUCUUCUCAUUCUCUUUCCUGUGCGGUCAUGAUGGUUGCACAGACUACCCAGCCUGGAGCUCAACUUUUCAAAUGUUUUGAUUUGAAAUUUCCAAACAAUGCAUUUGAAAUUCAGAACUUCACCUUUCAACUGAAAGCUCAUCGUUCUUCCAUCGUUCUAUUUUGUAAUAUUUUUUUCCUCAGGAAAAACACAAGCAACUGCGUAUUGCAUUAAAAGAGAAGGAGGUGAAGGAAAAAGAGAGGCGGGAACAAAUUGAAAAGCAGAAACAACGUGAAAUUGAGGAGCGAAAGAGGUGAGCCGAGUUUGAAACAUUUAUUUAAUUUCUUUGGGUUCAUUUUUAUCGCCUGCGAGAUAAAAUCUUUUAGUAUUUACCAAAUCACUGAAUAGCAAUUUUCGCGCGUGUUGAUUGGCUCCCGUAACUCGGAAUAUCCUUGGCUAUUCACUGUUUUGCGACCGGAGCCAAAAUGGCGUCUCGUUUCGAGACAUUUUCGGAAGACGAAAUUUGUGCGAUAAAUGAAGCAGUCGUACAAACAGUGAAACAAAUACCAAGAAAGGGAAGAACUUUGGCUUCUCGGUGUUCACUGGUAGGUAGAAAAUUAUUUUCACGCUGAAUUUGCAACAAAAUCGUAAAAUGCCCCUGACAAAAUCCCCGAAAUGUUUGUAAAUUGUAAACAAAGUUCUUACUAACUGCCUUUUUUAAUUUACAAAAAGUUACUUUUUUUCAGUUUUAUCCAACUGAUUUGGUAAAUACUAAAACAACUGACCCCUCAGGGUCGGUGAACAGCGCUAGAUAUAUACCUCGACGCUUCGCGUCUUGAUAUAUUUCCACUACUAUUCACCUCCCCUACGGGAAAUAGUUGUAUACUAUUUUGACACUCUCAUUUACCGUAUGAAGAAAUUCCGCACUUCCCUGUACAUGUCAGGAUUGUGACUGGCCGGCAACUGGUAGAGAAGUGCAAAGCGCCAUGAUAUAAAACAGUUUCGUUCGAUGUGGAAACCAAAAUAAUCCUAAGAACUACUUACUGAGAACCGUGAAGCUGUUCACCGAAUUGCGUAAAAGAAAAAGAAAAAUAUGUUGAUGUCCAUAUCUUUGACACGGGCUAGAUUUGUUAGCAGACAGUCGAAACUUUUUUUUUCUCCUCUUUGUAACUUCAGGAGAAGAGAGGAGCGAGCUAAGAAAGCGGCAGAGCAAAGAGCUGCUAAGCUUCAAGCGCUUGAGGAGAAGAAACGGCAAGCUGAAGACCAGCGACACCUUAACGAGGAAAAAGCCAAGAAACUUAAGGAGAAAGAAGACGAGGAGAAAAAGAAACAAAGACUUCAGAAAAGAGCUGAGCUGGAAGCGAGAAGAAAGCAAGAGGAGGCUGCUAGACAACUGCGCAAGAGAGAACAGGAAGAGGAGGAAAAGCGCCAACGGGAAGCUAUCCAAAGGAAACAGGAGUUAGAAGAGCAGGAAAGGCAGAGGAAAAUUGCCGAGGCAAAGCGUCUCCAAGAACACCGAGAGAAAGAGUUAGAAAAGGAGAGAGAGCUGGACAAACAGCGGAAGCUAAGGGCGAUUGAAGAGAAGGAGAAACGGCUGCGAGAAAAGGAAGAGAAAGAGAGAAAAUCGCGGGAAGAAAAACUGAGAAUUGAGCGAGAGAGGGAAGAGAAGGAACGGGCACGAAUUGCACAACUUAUCCGGGAGAAGGAAGAGGCCGUAAGACGCGAGAGAGAACAGCGAGCCAAAGAAGAGAAAGAACGGCAGGAAAGAGAGAAAAGGCUCAGAGAAGAACGUGACGCGGCACUACGCGAAAAGAAGCGCCUGGAGGAAAGGGAGAGAGAAAGAUUACGUAUUCUCGAGGAACGAAAAUUAGCCGAAAACCAAUCAUCGUGCGACUCUUACGACAUGACGCCCCCUCCGGCAAGGGUAAAACGCCAGCCAUCAUCGCAAGAGAAUUACAACAUCGAAGACUUAAACAGCGACGAUUCCACUGACGAGGAAGAUAACCCGAGGAAAAAAAUCCCAGCUUGGGCGCGACCACCUGCUCUCACGGCCGCCAUCUUUAAGCAGGAAUACUCGAGCAUUGACGUGAACAGUAUAUUCGACAGCGUUCCUGCGCCGAACUUGGAGGAAAUUUUUACGAAGAAAAAGCAGCGAUACCUUCAUCGAACAAGUUCGGCGAUUUGGAAUUCACCGCCUCUACGGCCAGUGAAAAAAGGAACGUUAGUCUAG